Oncorhynchus keta (chum salmon) is the source of this 4148-nucleotide messenger RNA. RefSeq names its product glutamine--fructose-6-phosphate aminotransferase [isomerizing] 2-like. Gene Ontology annotation, molecular function: carbohydrate derivative binding; L-glutamine:D-fructose-6-phosphate transaminase (isomerizing) activity. NCBI's taxonomy places the organism in Eukaryota, Metazoa, Chordata, Actinopteri, Salmoniformes, Salmonidae. Gene Ontology annotation, biological process: protein N-linked glycosylation; fructose 6-phosphate metabolic process; carbohydrate derivative biosynthetic process. The record is from RefSeq and is a predicted model, not a curated record. The transcript has 19 exons. Bases 161 to 2302 code for a protein of 713 amino acids.
CGCGCUCGCGGAAACUGGCUUUAAAUAAGUGCUGGGAGUGAGAAGUUUUACAGUUUCAUUUGGAUUCUACUCAGGAACUACUGACGGUAGUAACGGCGUAAACUACCACGAACCGGCCAUCGCCUUGAACAGUAUCCAUUUGGACAAGACAAUCAGAACCAUGUGUGGGAUCUUUGCUUACCUGAAUUACUGUGUGCCUCGCACCAGAAAGGAGAUAUUUGAGACGCUGGUGAAGGGACUGCGAAGGCUGGAGUACAGAGGCUAUGAUUCAGCAGGCAUCGCUGUGGACGGUGACAAGAAGACAACGACAGAAGACAACAGCAAAAUUGUUCUCAUCAAGAAGAAAGGCAAAGUGAAGGCCCUGGAUGAAGAGCUCUACAAGAAAGACUGCAUGGAUCUGGAGGUGGAGUUGGACACACACUUUGGCAUUGCUCACACACGCUGGGCCACACACGGUGAACCCAGUGCCCUCAACAGCCAUCCCCAGCGCUCCGACAAGAACAACGCGUUUGUUGUCAUCCACAAUGGCAUCAUCACCAACUACAAAGAGUUAAAGAAGUACCUGAACUCCAAGGGCUACGAGUUUGAGUCCGAGACGGACACAGAGGUCAUCCCUAAACUGAUAAAAUAUGUUUACGACAACCGUGAGAAAGACGACUUGUCCUUCUCUACGCUGGUGGAGAGGGUCAUUCAACAGCUGGAGGGGGCCUUCGCCCUGGUGUUCAAAAGCCAUUAUUUCCCCGGAGAGGCUGUAGCCACCAGGAGAGGAAGUCCUCUUCUCAUUGGUGUGCGGAGCAAGUAUGAGCUUUCCGCAGAGCACAUCCCGAUCCAGUACAACAGUGCACCAUACUACUCUGUCCUGAGGGACUGUGCAGUCACCCCAGUGUCUUCAGAGCGACAGGGGGCUGCUGAGCCCAUAGGUCUGUUCAAGGAGGGGGUCCAGGAUAAGAACAGCCACAACCGGCCAGACAAGCCAGACAACUCCACUGCUGUGAAUUCAGCUGGAGACGGCAAGGCUGUAGAGUACUACUUUGCCUCCGACGCCAGUGCCAUCAUAGAGCACACCAACAAGGUGAUCUACCUGGAGGAUGAUGACAUUGCAGCAGUGGUCGGGGGCAAGUUGUCCCUCCAUAGGCUGAACAGCCUGGCAGGGGAGAAUCCAGUCCGGGCAAUCCAGACCCUCCAGAUGGAACUACAGGAGAUUAUGAAAGGUAACUUUGAGGCAUUUAUGCAAAAGGAGAUCUUUGAGCAGCCAGAGUCUGUCUUCAACACCAUGAGGGGACGGAUCUGUUUUCACACCAACAAAGUGAUCCUGGGAGGGCUGAAGGACCACCUGAAGGAGAUCAAACGCUGCAGACGCCUCAUCGUGAUUGGCUGUGGAACCAGCUUCCACGCUGCCGUGGCUACCAGACAGAUUCUGGAGGAGCUGACAGAGCUUCCUGUCAUGGUGGAACUGGCUAGUGACUUCCUGGACCGCAACACACCCGUCUUCAGAGAUGACGUCUGCUUCUACAUCAGCCAAUCAGGUGAGACAGCAGACACUCUGAUGGCUCUGAGGUACUGUAAGGAUAGAGGAGCUCUGACCGUGGGGGUCACCAACACAGUGGGCUCCUCCAUCUCCAGAGACACAGACUGUGGGGUGCACAUCAACGCUGGUCCAGAGAUCGGUGUGGCCAGCACCAAGGCCUACACCAGCCAGUUUGUGGCUCUCAUCAUGUUUGGUCUGAUGAUGAGCGAGGACAGGAUCUCCCUGCAGCCGAGGAGGCUGGAGAUCAUCAAUGGACUUAGGAUUCUCCCAGACAUGAUCAAGAAGGUUCUGACUCUGGAUAAUAAGAUCAAGUCCAUAGCAGAUGAGCUGUAUCAGCAGAAGUCUCUGCUGGUCAUGGGACGAGGCUUCAACUACGCCACCUGUCUGGAGGGGGCACUGAAAAUCAAGGAAAUCACGUACAUGCAUUCAGAGGGCAUCCUGGCUGGGGAGCUGAAGCACGGCCCUCUGGCUCUGAUUGACAAGCACAUGCCCGUCAUCAUGAUCAUCAUGAAAGACGCCUGCUACACCAAGUGUCAGAACGCACUGCAGCAGGUCACAGCCAGAUCGGGGCGGCCAAUUAUCCUGUGCUGCCAGGACGACCAGGAGAUGUCUAAAAAUGCGUAUAAGACCAUUGAGCUGCCUCACACAGUGGACUGUCUCCAGGGCAUCCUCAGUGUCAUCCCUCUGCAGCUCCUGUCCUUCCACCUGGCCGUGCUACGGGGAUACGACGUGGACUGUCCCAGGAACCUGGCCAAGUCUGUCACUGUGGAGUAACAGCAGACAGACAGACAGGAGGCAGACAGGACAGGAGGCAGUAGAGACCUUAACACUCUGCUCAAGAGAGACACUGAGUGGAGGCUUACACAUAAAAGUGCAAUUGUGUGUGUGUGUGUGUGUAUGUGUGUGUGUGUGUGUGUGUGUGUGUGUGUGUGUGUGUGUGUGUGUGUGUGUGUGUGUGUGUGUGUGUGUGUGUGUGUGUGUGUGUGUGUGUGUGUGUGUGUGUGUGUGUGUGUGUGUGUGUGUGUGUGUGUGUAAAUCUCACGACUGUUUGACCAUCUGUCCAAUCAGCAGCAUUAUCACCAAUAAUGUUUCCAAAGCAAGAGACUAUACACUACUGUGCCUUGUACCCAAUUGGUGCCUUGUCCACAAACAGUUGAGCCAAAAACACCAAAUGUAGGAAUAAUGCAUUGACUUGGUAGAUUGAAGUGCUUAUAACUCUGCAAUAUGUGAAAAAGUACAUUGUGAAUGUUUAUGAUAAUAUUCUCUUCAUGUUAUUGGGCUCUCUGUCCUGUGGCAGUCUAUCAUCUUCACUUUGUAUCUUGGGAAGUGUAGUCUAUUCCAUAGCAUUCCUUUAUACAGAAUAGCCUAUAGAGCCCCACAGUGGAAGUGUCAUAAUAUCCAUAAAACCUAGCGGUCAAACAGGGAAAUGGUUCCAAUCGUUUUUCCACCAUUCAUUUUUCUCAUAGGGGAUUUUAGAAACACUUAAAAUAAGGUCUGUGUUUCGUGUAGGCUUACCCUGGUGUGAUGUUUUGAUAACCAUGUAAAUCUCUCUCGGACAAGGUGACUUUUAUCAAUAUAUUCAGCUCUAUUUACUCUCAGAUUCGAAAAUGCUAAUUAGCAAUAAAGUAUACUACAAAUCCCUGCAAGCUCCUGCAUGUCAUCUCAACUAACAGGUAUUAUAUCAAGAAAAAAAUGUAUUGCACAAGACAGUUCACAGAAUUGUCGUUUUAAAGAAAUGUUGCCAAUUUAUUCAUGACUAAAUUUAGCUAAUUUUAGAGAGUUAAUCCAGAGAUUCUUACCUUUGCUUCGAUUCGGCAGUCUCGUCCAGAUCAUCAUGGUAUUUGUAGUUUUUUUUUAAUAGCCACAUUAGCAGCUAUGUCCUUUUUAAUCCUUCUGAGUGAAACAUUUACUCAUGAGGGGAUUACUGUUAAUCUACACUCCAAUCUGUUGAAAAGGGCUGGAUGAUACUGCUACAGUUUAGUCUCUCAAGACACCAUAAUAAUUCUACUUAAUUUAAUUCACUACCCUUUCAUGAAUCCUUAUUCUGUGUUGAGUCGUUGUGUGGUGGUCAUCAUCAUCAUCAUCAUCACAAUCUUAUUCUAUUUUCUGUCAUGCAGCAUUGUGGGGGACAUCUGUCACAUUCUCUAAAGAUUUGUCUGCGCUUCAUUGUCUUAUUUAUCCCAUGUAUGAUGCCCACUUUCUUUUAUAUUGUAUUUCAUCUCCCAUAAUGCCAGUGUUGACCUAACUAUUGUUUUCAUGAGGCACUACCCUGACAUCUCAUAGGAAGAGUGAUAUGCAGAAGAAAAGGAGCAUGAUGUAAUAUGAAUUGUAGUUUUGGCAGUUUCACUACGUGUACUGUGUAGGGUAAAACAUGUUAGAUGUACUGUGUAGGGUAAAACAUGUUAGAUGUACUGUGUAGGGUAAAACAUGUUAGAUGUACUGUAUAGGGUAAAACAUGUUGUACUGCAGUUGGUGUAUUUAUCAGGUUAUUUUAUGACGAUUAAAAAAAGUGAUGCUGAUUUAUCGCUUUAACUAUGAUUGUAUUUUAUACCGUAGGUUUUAUAGCAACCAGAUAUUCUAUGAAUGAAUGAAUGAAUAAAGGAAACUUUAAAAACGGAAA